GUCCUCUGCCGCCCGCUUUCGUCUCCGCCGGGUGAAAACCUGGCCUCUCCAGGGACUCCACUGAGUGUUCCCUGCUGGCUUAAGGCCGGGAGGCCCCAUCCUGCAGGCAGAGCCGAUCCUGGGACCGACGGAGGGUCAGCCACCACAGCUUUGGCCAGCUGGGACCAGCAGUAUCAGCUCCACCCCAUUUGACACCAGAGGAAACUGGUCCAGAUUGCCCCUGCUAGACUCAGAGAAGAGGUCUCCCAGCUCCUUUUUCUGUGCGCAGCUCACAUCACUCCAAAAACCUUUUCUAAGAAGUGCAGCCACUGGGAGCACUGCUAGCUGGUAGAACCAUGCUGCAGAACUCCAGCCACAGGGAAGCCGUGGUCCAUGUGGAUAAGACCUGGAGGGAGCAGGACAGGGAAGGGGUAUGGGCAGUGGCAGGAGGAGCCCUUGCCCCCAGUACCUCCUCCCCAUUCUCCCCUGAGCCUCCAGGGGCCUCGGGCAGCAUCAUCCCUGUCUACUGUGCCCUCCUGGCCACCGUGGUCCUUGGUCUGAUCGCCUACGUGGUCUUCAAGUGCUGGCGCUCACAUAAACAAAGGCAGCAGCUGGCCAAAGCUCGGACCGCAGAGCUGGGGGCCCUCAGCAGGGACCACCUGCAUGGGGACAGCAGUGUCUUCCGGGACUCUCCAGCCAGCCUGGAGCCCUGUGCCCCCAGCCAAGGGCCACCUCCUGAACCUGGCUGCCGGCUUUACCUCCACCUUCCUCGGCAGCAGCAGGAGGAAGUGGAACGGCUCCUGGAGGUGUCGGGUGAACUGGAUGACGGCUGGCGGGGUCUGGCGGGCCGUCUGGGCUACCAGGCUGAGGCAGUGGAGACCAUGGCCCGGAGCCCGGGGCCCGCCUCUGCCCUGCUGAGGGACUGGGCUGUCCAGGAAGGCAGUGGCGCCACCCUCAGAGUGCUAGCAGACGCCCUCGCUGCCCUGGGUCGUGACGAUGUGGUCCGGGCCCUGGGCCCCCCGGCCGAGGGCUGCUCCGUGGUGUGAGUCGUGGCUCCGCAGCCCGGCCUCUCAGGGAACCUGCUCUGGUGCUCCCCACUACCCCCACCUCAUGCACCUUGCCCUUCUCGAGCUUCCUGGCAUUGGUGACCUCGGCUUGUUCUGUUUCGGGGGGACACACAAGUCCCCUCCCCUCCCCCUGCCUUCCUCCAGGACAGGGGUCAGGACAUGGCGGGUGGGGGGAGACAGUCAGACAGGGAGCAGCAGUCCUGCCCCCUGACCCCCACUCUACCUCCCCAUGCUUAGUCUCAACUGCUUUUUCUACUUUUGUACCCCACAUUAAAGGCAACUCUGGACUGUU
Molecule: messenger RNA, 1338 nt
Organism: Cervus elaphus (red deer)
Lineage: Eukaryota; Metazoa; Chordata; Mammalia; Artiodactyla; Cervidae
Product: death domain-containing membrane protein NRADD-like
Exons: 6
Coding region: 336-1025 (229 amino acids)
Biological process (GO): Rho protein signal transduction
Cellular component (GO): plasma membrane; cell surface
Molecular function (GO): death receptor activity; nerve growth factor binding; coreceptor activity
Source: RefSeq, a predicted model, not a curated record